AUGCAUCAGCUUUCUAGAGACAUCAAACUCGAGUACGAACAAUCUCACAGAAUUGUACGUGAAGGCGUUACAACCCAGUAUCAUCAGAAGUUGGAUGAACUCCGCAGAAUGGCUGAGGCAAAGAGUUCUGACGAAGCUAACUUCCGCAAGGAUCAGAUAGCCAAGAUGGAAAAUAUGAUAGGUGACCUCAGGAUGAAGUUCGGUCCUCUGGAAGACAGGAACCGCAUGCUCGAGGACGAGUACAGGCAGCUACAAAAUGCUAUGAAGAACGACGAGGACCGCUACGAGGCAGAGAAGAGACGCCGUCAGGAUGAGUACAAGAAUGCGCUAGCCAAUUAUCAGCGCCUGCUCUCAGAGCAAGGAUCGAUGAGUGAGGUGACAUUAUUGGAGCUAGAGAUUUAUAGAAAGAUGAUUGAAUGCGAGGAAAAGAGAUGGGCAUCGGGAACCGGAACAGGAGUGGGGUCAGGAGUAGGGUCCGGAGUGGGCUCCGGAUUGGGAUCGGGCCUGUCCACAGUGCAACAGUCAUAUUCGCAGAUCACAAAGCAUAGAACUUACACUGGCGAUGUGCGCAUCAAGGACUGUGACGAAAACGGCAAAUUUGUGAUUGUUGAAAAUGCUGGCUACAGCGAGCAACGCUUGAGCGGAUACCGUAUCCGCAGAAGCAUAGCUGGUCAGGAAAGAACCUUCACGUUCCCAAGCCUAUUCACCUUAGGCCCCGGUCAAACUGUCCAGAUAUCAGCUCGUGGUUACUCCCCGAUCAGACGUGAAUGCAACCAUUAUCUGACUUUCGAGGACGACUCAACCUGGGGCACAAAUGGCACUUUUGUGACACGUCUGUACAACAACCAGGGCAUGGAAGUGUCACAAUUUGAAGUACGAGGAGUUUAG
This is a messenger RNA of Cylicostephanus goldi, 888 nucleotides long. Lineage: Eukaryota; Metazoa; Nematoda; Chromadorea; Rhabditida; Strongylidae. The record is from the annotation of a GenBank genome assembly.